GCUCUGGUGGUCUCACAACUUUCAGGAUAAGUUUUGUACACGGAACUACGGAGAUGACAGCUGCAAGGUGCAACAAUCUCUAGUGUUUUACCACCAUUUAACGUAAACAAGUCUAUGUGUUCUGAUUAGGGACUGUGUACACCAUCACGAUGUUACCUCCAGUGAAGAAGAACCGUGUCAUCACACAGCUCCCAAAGUGCUUUAGUCCCUCUGCGGCGCUGCACACCAAAGACAGUUUCCAUCCUCAGGUCAGAGCUGUGUGUCAGGUGCAGAAACCUGGAUCUAUCAGUUUUAACAUCGCCAAGGUGAUAGUUGUGGGUGAUGUAGCGGUCGGUAAAACAUGCUUGAUCAGCAGGUUUUGUAAAGGCGAGUUUGAUAAAAACUACAAAGCAACCAUUGGAGUAGAUUUUGAGAUGGAGAGAUUCGAGGUGCUGGGAGUCCCCUUCAGUUUGCAACUAUGGGACACAGCCGGGCAAGAGAGAUUCAAGUGCAUUGCCUCAACAUACUACAGAGGAGCGCAAGCCAUUAUAGUGGUUUUUGACUUGAGCAGCACUACCUCUUUAGCACAUGCCAGACAGUGGCUGGAGGACUCCAUGAAGGAAAAUGACCCCUCUAGUGUUUUACUGUUCCUGGUUGGCACCAAGAAGGACCUCAGCUCUCCGGAUCAGCUGGAGAAGAUUGAGAGAGAAGCCAUCAGACUCUCAGAGGAAAUCAAGGCGGAGUAUUGGGCCGUGUCUGCCAAGUCUGGAGAUGGAGUGAAGGAUUUGUUCUUCAGAGUGGCUUCUUUGACAUUUGAGGCCAAUGUUUUGUCUGAAUUCGAGAAAAAUGGGUCAAAGCCCUACGGGGACAUUAUCAAAAUCACAGACAACCCAGACAAUCCCAAGAGGAAAUUAAGUUGCUGCUAAUGAAGAGCUGUGGACUGUGGAGUUCUCAAAAAUCUCAUGGGAAAAGUACUACAGACUCACUGUUCUGCACUUGUCCUUAGAGGAAUGUAAUUUGGCCAUGUCUGACAUCAGCCCAUAAACACGCAACAAAAACAAGAUGCUCCACCAGCGUGUCCUCUUUGGAAUCUGUGUCAACUGACCAGGCCCUCAACAACCACUGCUCUGUGCUGCACUACAGCUGUAAUUUUCAAACAGUCACACCAAGUUUUAACUCAGAAAUGUGUGUCUCAGUCAGUCAAUGUGCAAUCUUUAAUACAGCAUUACAGAGUAAACAGGAAAUAAACUGGGACUAUUUACUGUACCUGGUUAAAGCCAUGAUUAAACUAAAUUAAAUCAGGGUUUAUCUAACUUCAUUUUAGCAUAUACCAUGACCAAACCACUUAACUGCCAGAGCUAAAUGAGAUGUUAUUGUUGAUGUUGUAUGCACAAAAUGAUAAUAAAUUCAACAUAUGACCCAAAUAAGACCAAAGAAACUCAACUAAACAGUUUACUACUACCUAGCAUGUAAUUAUAUGAACUGGACUACA
This is a messenger RNA of Boleophthalmus pectinirostris (great blue-spotted mudskipper), 1471 nucleotides long. RefSeq names its product RAB34, member RAS oncogene family b (gene rab34b). Lineage: Eukaryota; Metazoa; Chordata; Actinopteri; Gobiiformes; Gobiidae. Gene Ontology annotation, molecular function: GTPase activity; GTP binding. The record is from RefSeq and is a predicted model, not a curated record. Bases 150 to 905 code for a protein of 251 amino acids. The transcript has 11 exons. Gene Ontology annotation, biological process: endocytosis; phagosome-lysosome fusion.